AUGAUGCAUUUAUCGAAUAUAUCUUGUUUGGAUUUAGAAAAUGACGAUUUUGUAGAAUAUAUUGAAAGAUUUGACAAUUUUCUACUGGCUAAUGACAUAGAAGAUGCUGAAAAACAAAAAGCUGUAUUUUUAUCAACCAUAGGAGGACCUGCUUAUAAACUUAUCCGAAGUUUAUGUGAAAAUGACACAAAGAAUAAGAGUUUUACUCAAAUAGUUAAACUAAUGAAGGACCAUUUGAAACCGAUACCAAACUCCAUUGCACAGCGUUUUCAAUUUUAUAAAAGAGAUAGAAAAGAUGAAGAAUCUGUAAGCGGGUAUAUUACUGAAUUACGUAGACUAUCUGAACACUGUGAGUUUGGUGAAAACUUGAAUGAUUAUUUAAGGGACAGGUUCGUUUGUGGAUUAAAUAAUGAAAAUGUGCAACAAAAAUUAUUAACCAUAAAAAAUCUAACGUUGGAGACAACACUUGACACAGCGAGAGCAUAUGAGACAGCAUAUAAAGAUACCAAAGCUAUACGUACAAAAGAAAGCUUUAUAGAGCAAGAUGAAUUGCAUAAAGUAGAAAUUCGGACAAAAUCAGAAGAAAGUAAAGAAUGUUUUCGUUGUGGGUUUAGGGGUCAUCAAGCAAACAGUUGUAAUUAUCGUUAUUUAAAAUGUCAUACAUGUGGAAAGAUAGGGCACAUAAAGAGAAAGUGCAGAUCAGAAAAGAAAGAGUUAGAUCAUAGGAAGGAAAAGAAAUUAGGUGUGAAGAAAAUUGGGAUUCAAGAUGAAUCAGAAAAAGGAUGUACUGCUGAAACAGAGGGAAAUAAAGAUGAUUUUCUAGCUAUAUAUUCAAUAAGUGAAGAGUCCGAUAAAGUGACUGGACCAGUUAUGGUUAACGUAAAAAUUAAUGGAAGUGAGGUUUCUAUGGAAGUGGAUACAGGGGCAGCUGUCUCUGUAAUGGGGAUCUCAGCUUACAAAAGAAUAAAGAAGAAUGAAGGAAAAUUACAAAAUUCUGGUGUUGUUUUGAAAACCUACACAGGAGAGCUGAUUAGACCAGAGGGAAUAGGGUUGGUUGAAGUAGUGUAUAAUGGACAAUGUUGUAAGUUACCUAUAACUGUAGUAAAAGGAAAUGUGCCCACAUUAAUGGGUAGAGACUGGAUGCAGCGUUUAAAUCUGCAAUGGUUAGAACUGUUUAAAAGAAUGAGAGGAAUUAAUUUUUGUGAUAAGGUUGAUUCAAAAGUGAAGACAUUAGUAGAAAAAUACCCAGAAGUAUUUAGUGAUCGUUUAGGGACUAGAAUUGAACAAGAACUUGAUCGCUUAGAAGACCAAGGAGUUUGGAGGAAAGUCCAGUAUUCUAAAUGGGCAGCCCCUAUAGUGCCUGUUUUAAAGAAUUCUAAGGAUCCUACUGGUCCAUUAAGAAUAUGUGGAGAUUAUAAGAUUACAGUAAAUCAAGCAGCUCCAGUUGACAAUUAUCCAAUACCGAAUAUCACUGAUCAGUUAGCCACUAUUGCAGGAGGAGAGAGAUACACCAAGCUUGAUUUGUCUCAAGCUUAUCAACAAUUGGAGUUAGAUGAAACUUCGCGAGAGUUUUUAACUAUAAAUACUCACCAAGGGUUGUAUCAGCCGACUCGUCUUCAAUUUGGUGUACAUAGUGCGACUGGCAUCUUUCAAAGGGAGAUGGACAGGAGGCUGGGCAGACUGUCAUUUGUAAAAGUGCGAGUAGAUGACAUACUUAUAUCUGGGAAAACUGAUGCUGAGCAUCUGAACAACUUAGAAUCUGUUUUAAAAAUUUUGAAAGAAUCAGGACUGACGCUAAAAGUAUCUAAGUGCUCAUUCAUGCAACCUGAGGUGGAGUUUUGUGGAUUUAUAAUUAGUCAGAAAGGUUGUAAACCAACAGCACGGAAUGUGGAAGCAGUAAUGAAUGCGCCUCGACCCACGAACAUCAAGGAGUUGAGGGGAUUUUUAGGAAUGGCCAACUAUUACAAUGCCUACAUACCCAGGAUGGCUUCCAUCACAGAGCCUCUCCAUAAUUUGUUAAGGAAGAACGUAAGUUGGGAAUGGAAUAGAAGCAGUGAACAAGCCUUUGAAAGCGUAAAAACUAUAUUGUGCAAUGCACCUUUAUUAGCUCACUUUGACCCAUCAAGGAAAAUCGUGGUUCACUGUGACGCCAGUCCAUAUGGCGUAGGAGCCGUUUUGAGUCAACAACAGUAUGAUGGAAGUGAAAAACCUGUCAGUUUUGCUUCAAGAACAUUAAAUAUGGCAGAGCGAAAUUAUGCACAAAUUGAAAAGGAAGGAUUAGCAUUAGUUUUUGCUGUAAAAAAAUUUCAUCAGUUCUUAUUUGGACAAAAAUUUACAUUGUAUACAGAUCAUAAGCCCCUAUUAGGACUAUUUUCAGAAAGCAAAGAACUUCCUACAAGAGCUGCUGCUAGAGUGUUACGCUGGGCUUUGCUAUUGUCAGCUUAUGAUUACCAAUUACUAUAUUGUCCUGGCGAAAAGAAUGCAACUGCAGAUGGUCUAAGCCGUUUACCUUUAGAUGUAUCAAAGGAAAAGUCAAGGUUAAAAACCAAAGAGGUGGCUAUGUUGGAACUAGUAAAAACCCCAAUUACAGAAAAACAGUUAAGAGGAGCUACCCAAAACGAUCCAAUAUUAGGAGUGGUACUGAAUAGAGUGUUAGAGGGAGGGUUGACGAUGGAGCCGAGUAAGGUGGAGAUGAAACCAUUUGCAUUAAGGUUUUCUGAGUUAUCAACGAAAGGAGGUUGUUUACUGUGGGGAAGAAGAGUGAUAGUGCCAAGUGUCUUAAGAGAAACGGUACUUGAGGAAUUACAUGAGGUGCAUCCUGGAAUAAGUAGAAUGAAGGCUUUAGCAAGAAGUUAUGUUUGGUGGCCUGGAAUUGACACAGAAAUAGAGGAUAAAGUAAAGAAUUGUGAGACAUGUCAAAGAAGUCAGAAGAAUCCAUUAACCUGGUCUCAUCCUUGGGAAUAUCCAAGUAGACCAUGGGAGCGACUACAUAUCGAUCAUGCAGGCCCAAUGAAUGGAAAAUAUAUUUGGUAG
Molecule: messenger RNA, 3033 nt
Organism: Hydra vulgaris (swiftwater hydra)
Lineage: Eukaryota; Metazoa; Cnidaria; Hydrozoa; Anthoathecata; Hydridae
Source: RefSeq, a predicted model, not a curated record